This is a messenger RNA of Limulus polyphemus (Atlantic horseshoe crab), 1323 nucleotides long. RefSeq names its product transcriptional activator protein Pur-beta-A-like. Gene Ontology annotation, cellular component: nucleus. The coding region runs from base 70 to 798 and encodes 242 amino acids. Lineage: Eukaryota; Metazoa; Arthropoda; Merostomata; Xiphosura; Limulidae. The transcript is spliced from 7 exons. Gene Ontology annotation, biological process: regulation of transcription by RNA polymerase II. Gene Ontology annotation, molecular function: purine-rich negative regulatory element binding; RNA polymerase II transcription regulatory region sequence-specific DNA binding; DNA-binding transcription factor activity, RNA polymerase II-specific. The record is from RefSeq and is a predicted model, not a curated record.
GAGUGCUUCUCAGGUGUGUAAGAAAAGAGGUUGCUUAGACUGGCCAGGUUGGCAGGCGGGAAGCAGGGAAUGGCUGGGUCGGGAGAACGUGGGCAGCAUAUGCCAGCCCAUGAACAAGAACUGGCUACCAAAGUGUUACAGAUACAAUCCAAACGAUUUUACUUGGAUGUUAAACAGAACAGAAGAGGGAGAUUCAUUAAAGUUGCUGAGGUUGGACCAGCUGGUAAAAAAAGUCGUCUAUUGUUAGCAAUGUCAUCAUCUUUAGAAUUACGAGACCAUCUUACAACUUUCAGUGAACUAUAUGCUUCACUGGGCCCACCUAAUCCAGAUAGCAUACCAGAAGAUGGUAAGUUAAAGAGUGAAGUAAUGGUAAAAGAAAAUAAACGGUAUUAUCUUGACCUGAAGGAAAACUCUAGAGGAAGGUUUUUGCGAAUUUCACAAACUACAGUGAGGGGAGGUCCUCGUUCGCAAGUUGCUAUACCAGCACAAGGGAUGAUAGAAUUUCGUGAUGCACUCACUGAUCUUCUGGAAGAAUUUGGCACCGAAGAUGAUACAGGAUAUGGAUUUAAACGGGAUUUACCUGAAGCUCAACACCUGCGUAUAGAAAACAAACAUUUUUACUUUGAUGUAGGCCAGAACAGCAGGGGAAUCUACAUGCGCAUAUCUGAGGUGAAAGGAAAUUUUAGGACUGCAAUAACCAUUCCAGAGAAAUCCUGGGGUAAUUUUCGAGACAUAUUUGCAGAGUAUGUGCAUAAGUUGAAAGAACUUUCUGAAAAGCCAGCUGAAGGGGAAAAAUGAAAUGUAAACUAAAAACUAUCAGGAAAUGACAGUGAAUGGUUAAAAGUACUCAUACUGUUAAAAUCAGUGAACUUUUGUGCUUCAAAUUUAAUAUGUGCUGUGAUACCUGAUCUCACUAAUUGGGAGAUCAGCUUUUAAAUUUUUGGCAAGAGCCAUUUGUCCUCCAGGUAUUAAAGCAGUGAACACUUUACUCUGUAAGUAAGCACUUCAACAGAGGCACCUGUUUUCCUCUUGUCAUUGCUGAUGAGCUGGGACCAUAUGCAUUGAUUGAGUGAAGCAGUGCUAUUACUUUAUGUAAAUGAUGGCAUUAAGUGUCAACUUUAGAAUCAGAUAUGUCACCACACUGGAGUCAUGGCAGGUCAAAGUUAUUGCUUUGUAAUAGGCUGUAAAAUUCUUUUAUUUCUGCAUUCUAGGUUUUCAUAAGAGAUGCAUUCCAGUCUAUUUUAUUAUUGUAUGUAUAAAUGUUUUGAAUAAUUUAUGCAGCUUUAAACACAAUAAUAAAAUAAAAGAAUUAUUGAGUGUCCA